AAGUAAUUUCUGCAUAUGCCCUGAAUUGAUAUUCCGGGCCACCAUGUCACAACCCCAUAUCAACCGCAUCAAAAAGCACUGCCUCUUCGCUGCUCUAAAUCCUGAAUGACCUUCAUUUAAGGCCCGUCAUCUCGAGUUUGGCGAUUCACCUUUUUCGAAAAUGGGUGUUUUCGACACGUACUGUUGCUUUUGCGCUGGGCCGCUGGAAAAUGGUCGACAAUCCUGGAUUUAUUUUUUACAAGAAGGUGUAAAAGAAUGGCCUCCAAAAGACGGUGAAUGGCAUAAUCCUCCUGAUUACCCUGUACCCCAAAAGCCGAUAGAAGAGAUUGUUACUAUCGAUGAAGAAGAUGGGAAGACAUGGAACGACUGGGUCGUUGUUUCACCAGUUUGGGCUAAACAGGACUGGGUUUCACCACCAUGCUGCGGAGAUAGCUAUGGAAGUGUCGAGAUCAACGGUGAUACCGAUUGGAACGCAAACGACGAACGGUUCCUCAGGAUACAUCGCAUCUGUCUUUCAUUCCUUUGUCGUCGCUUGUCGAUUUCACCUCAAGCUCUUUGGGAAUCGCUCUACAUUCCUGGUGCGGACUACUUGAAAUACGGCGAGUCGGGGGAUGGGUUGCUGUACUGUGUCAAGUAUCAUGACAUGGAGGAUCGGAAUAGGCAGAAUUUCGGUUAUGCUGUUGAGCGACAGACACCUCAGAAGUAUGAUCCAGAAAAUGUUGACCGCUGGUACGAUCCGGAAACUAUGAACGACACAGCAUGGAUUCUGUCUCGACCGAGCGUACUUCCUCUCCCGAAGGCCCUGGAGGUCUCUCCUGUCAUCCAGCCUCCAGCAUCCGAGGCACGGCGAGUCUUCGAUGUACCAGAACUCCUUGACGCCAUCUUGACCGAGGUCAUAUCCAUCCCGGAAGACGUCAUAGUCAACGAACUUAAAGACGGCGGUUCCGUAUUUGACUACCCAUCCGUUCUCGAGGCAACUAGGUCGUUACUUUCUCUCGCCCAAGUUGACCGUUGGUUCUACCGUGCUAUCGUUCGUGAUAGACAGGGCCUAUUCUUACGACUUGCGUCCAGUUUUGGAUGGAUGCUUCCUUGCAUACCGGCGGAUUGGUCAAAUUGGCCCAAUGAGCUAACACCGCUGUCACUCACUCUGACACAGUCCGUUGAUUGGAGGUAUUACCUUCUCACUUGUCUUCGGAAAGAAGACCUGCAUGUUCGGAAUAGGUUUAGGUUCCAUAGGAUGACUGUUCAGUUUGCGCGUGGCCGUGCGAAGAAAAACAGUGACGGAGAAACGAUAUGGCGCUGGAAUGUUGGCCAGCUUGGGUUUACCUCCAGUUCGGAACGACCAGAGCCAAAAACUUGGGAGGAACCUUGUUGAAAUACUGCAAUCGUACUCGUCGCUGGUGGCUACGUUUAACUGUUUCAUCUUACUACCAAUUACAAUUGAUAAAUGUUUUGAAAUUCUCACCAAGGUACAAGCUAUGAUUAGCUCGGCGGCGUCCUCGGCGUCUUGCCUCCAUUCUACUUACUAUGUUACCCCCGAGGAGCUGCUGUGGCGA
Messenger RNA from Marasmius oreades (fairy-ring Marasmius), 1556 nucleotides. RefSeq lists its product as uncharacterized. The transcript is spliced from 3 exons. Bases 161 to 1375 code for a protein of 404 amino acids. Lineage: Eukaryota; Fungi; Basidiomycota; Agaricomycetes; Agaricales; Marasmiaceae. The record is from RefSeq and is a predicted model, not a curated record.